AUGCCGGAGCGGGACUGGAUCCCUUUGGGGGGGGGAUCUGGACCCCCCAGGACCACCGGGACCCCCCGGGAGAUCCCCGGGAUCCCCCCCGAGACAACCUGGACCCACCGGGACCUCCCCGGGACCCCCCCCACGCCCCCCGGGAGACCCCCAGGGACCCAAAUCGGGACCGGGACAGUCAGGAAGGGUCGGGACACCCCCGGCCACCCGUUCAUCAUGACCGUUGGCUGCGUGGCCGGGGACGAGGAGUCCUACGAGGUCUUCAAGGAGCUCUUCGACCCCGUGAUCCAGGACCGGCACGGCGGCUACAAGCCCACGGACAAGCACCGCACCGACCUCAACCACGAGAACCUCAAGGGCGGUGAGGACCUGGACCCCAAGUACGUGCUGAGCAGUGGCGGCGAGGACCUGGACCCCAAGUUCGUGCUGAGCAGUGCGGGGGUCUCAGAGGAGAGAAUAUUUUGGGUCUAUUUGGGGGUGUCCCCCCGGGGUGUCCCCAGGCACAACGACAACAAAACGUUCCUGGUGUGGGUGAACGAGGAGGAUCACCUGCGCGUCAUCUCCAUGGAGAAGGGCGGCAACAUGAAGGAGGUGUUCCGGCGCUUCUGCGUCGGCCUCAAGAAGAUCGAGGAGAUCUUCAAGCAGGCCGGGCACCCGUUCAUGUGGACGGAGCACCUGGGCUACAUCCUGACGUGCCCGUAG
Molecule: messenger RNA, 702 nt
Organism: Lonchura striata (white-rumped munia)
Lineage: Eukaryota; Metazoa; Chordata; Aves; Passeriformes; Estrildidae
Source: RefSeq, a predicted model, not a curated record